Molecule: messenger RNA, 1359 nt
Organism: Rhipicephalus microplus (southern cattle tick)
Lineage: Eukaryota; Metazoa; Arthropoda; Arachnida; Ixodida; Ixodidae
Source: RefSeq, a predicted model, not a curated record
UGCUCUUUGGAGGUGGUUACCACAGAAACAGCGCUCAUCGUGUUCGGAAAGCAAUGCGGUUUCUUACGGUCGUCCUUCUUCUGCUGGCGACCAGUCUCCUGGAGGCCUGGGCCGGCCAGACUGACAGGUGGCCAAUGGCAGAACCUCUGACAAAUGGUGCUGCAUCUAGCAGCAACGCACAAGGAUUUUAUGUACUGAGACGGCCACCUCGUUAUGACACACCCCAGCAACCGGCAGCACCUGAACCCUUCAGAAGUGGGGCUUCGCUUCGCCAGUGGAGCGACAGCUUUCCAGCGAGUACACAACCGCUCACAACACGUGACCAGUACCACCAGGCAAAAACAUCUGCGUCUUCUCCCCAGGUGUCUCAGAAUGCACCCGCAGAGCCUAGGUGGAAAUACUCUGGCUCUGCCAAUGCUUGGCCAACGCAAAAUAAUGGUAGGAACGGCGAAGGAAGGGCGACAGAGCGAUUUGAAGUCAGAAAAACGAAUGGUAGGUCACACAGAAAGCCUGCUGAAUCGAGCAGAUCGACUGCUAGUGCUGGCUGGCCAAUGGCUGGCGGACAAAGCAAAAGCAAGCCAAAGAAUAUACUUGUCAUAGAUGCAGGGUACACAACCGGUAAUAUACAAGAUUUUCUUAACUCGGGCUGGCCAAUGAAGAAACCAAAUGGUAAUGGUUGGCAAAAUGGUGCCAGCAGUGCCAGUGGGUGGCAGGGUGCUAAUUCGAAUGGGUGGGAAGCAGCAGCCAGUAGCGACGGCUGGCAGACAUCAAAUAAUGAUGAGCAGGUAUACGCUGUCCAGACAGCAAGCACGGAUGACACCGCAGAUGUCGAAGCAGACACGAAUCCGUUCUUUUCUGGUGCGGGCCCAAGCCAUGGAAAUGAGCAUGCGGUUACGGACAAGCAAGUGUACAUAGUGAAGACAAUCAGCCAUAGCCCAGCGCCAAGUGCGCCUUCAAUGGCUCCUGCAUGGCCUUCAGAUGAGUGGAGCGACGCACCUGCAAAAUGGCCUUCGAAUGGCUGGAACGGGGGCAUGAACAUGGCAAUGACAAUGCAGAAUGGUGGUAAUGGUGGAAUAGGCCAGCAGAUUCUUGCUUUACUUGGACAGAAGCAGGAAUUUCUAUUAAAGACCCUGCCAAGCCUUUUGCCAUCUGCACAGCAGUCAGCGCCGUCUGACUGGCCUUCUGGUAACGGAAAACCAUCGAAGAAAAACAACCACUGGGAAUGACUUGAUCCCUGAGCUAUAGAAAACGUAUUUGAAACACUGUUUCAUAUACGUAAACGGCUAAGUACGAGGCUUCUCACUGUCAAAGCCGAAUCGGAAUACGACGCCUGAAUGCAAAAUAAAGUUCCUCGUGGCA